Molecule: messenger RNA, 7619 nt
Organism: Homarus americanus (American lobster)
Lineage: Eukaryota; Metazoa; Arthropoda; Malacostraca; Decapoda; Nephropidae
Exons: 26
Coding region: 237-6662 (2141 amino acids)
Biological process (GO): regulation of synaptic transmission, glutamatergic; G protein-coupled glutamate receptor signaling pathway
Cellular component (GO): membrane
Molecular function (GO): group II metabotropic glutamate receptor activity
Source: RefSeq, a predicted model, not a curated record
AGCAGUCAUCACAGGUUGAGUUAAAAUUCAGGAACCUGGUGCAUUUAGCGCUGAGUGACGGUCGAGUGUCAGGCGUGGUAGUGGUGGCCAGCGGCAGUACCCUCUCUCAGCUGUUGUCGACUAUCAAAGCAGAGAGCUCCCAAACGCGCAGGGUGUACUGGCUGCUCUCCGACCUACCAGAUAAUGAGCUGGACCUGGUGCGUGAGGUGGCCCGGCUCACCAGAGGUCUGUUCGUCAUGUCUAACUCUCCUCCGGUUCUUCAAGAGUUUGAAAAUCACUGGAAAACAUUACAGGAUGUGAAGCUCGAGCCCACAGCAGAGAAUGAAUGGGUGUUAGGCUACCUGCAGCAGGAGAAGGGUUGCCAGCUGGAUGGUUUGCCAAUUCCUACUGAAGACACCAGCAGCAGUGACGGCACUCCACCAAAACAGUUGCCCAUCUGCCGCUCCUUUCGCAUGCGGGAUGACGACCUGGACGUCUUGGCCAGGACCAGAGCUGUUCUUCCUGCCAUCCACGGCUUGUUUACCUUCUUCACGGCCAUGAAGAAUGCUUGGAGGUUGAAAUGUCGGAACAGGCGUGGAGUGUGUGAUGCCUUGCAGGAUAUGGGAAGAAAGGAGCUAUUGGCAGAUUACUUAACGCCCCUCAGGUUCCUGCAUGAUGGCCCAGGUUCUCGGAGUGUGAUGAACCUGAAGGGCGGCAAGCGGAGGAACGACCGAACAGGGAAGCUCUCUAACGCAGCCCUUGGUCUCUACACCAUCAUCACUGACCCUGGCAACUCUAGCGUCACUAUCCAGCAGAGUAUGGUGGUGGAGAAUUCAACGUUGCGGAUGACAGAUGACUCCCUGGUUCUGGAGGAAGUGGGUUGUCCGCGGGGUUCUUGCGGCACCUGCCUCACCGUAUCCAGCACCGAGAAUGAGGAUGGUAACGUGUCACUGUCUGUGGAAGCAGAAAAACAUGUGUUCCUGCCAUCACCAGACCACAUAAUUGUUGCUGCUCUCUUCCCUAUGCACCGACCCUCUCCUGAUGGAACAGACUGUAGUGACAUCAUCAACGGGGAGACGAUGCAGGAGGUGGAAGCCUUCCUGUGGGCGGUGGACCAGAUCAACCAGCACCAAAAGUUGUUGCCAGCCACCACCCUCGGUGCUGUGGUUCUGGACACCUGUGGCUCUAGAAUCCGGACCAUGAACCAAGUGACAAGCCUGGUGAAGAGCUCGCUGCCUGGGAUCAAUGUCGACAUUAACGACGUCCAGAUCUUCAUCACCUCACUCGACCCAGAGACGGCCAGGGUGACGGGCGAGAUGCUCUCCUCCCUCAACAUCACCUCCAUCAACAUGGGUCCAUCACAGGCACACUCGCCCUACGCCUUGCAGAUGAGUCCCCCUGUCAACAUGGAGGCCGAGGCGAUGGUCCAGAUGCUGCGGUUCCUCGGGUGGGACUAUGUGUCACUCGUGGUGUCUACGGAGGAUUUUGAGAGUGUGGCCGGGGCCGAGGCCUUCAGGACGGUAGCCCAGGCAUCUCGGAUCUGCCUUGCCCAAGAUUUCAAGAUGGCUCCCCUUGAACCCACAGCCAUGGUCACCCUCGCUGACCAGCUUGUGGAGCAGUUGACGGACAAGGCAGUGACUGGUGCACGUGCAGUUGUCCUCUUCUUGACGGUGGAUGACACGAAGGAUCUCCUGGCUGCCGUCCAGAGGGCUGUGCUGUCUCAUCGCUUACUCAAACACCAGCUUGUCUUCCUGGGUCCUUCUAUCUGGGGUGACCACAAGGAGAGGUUACGUGAAUUUGAUGCUGAACUCGGAGGAGCUUUGGUACUGAAAGAUGGACAACAGGAUGUGAGGGACUUCAUAGCACACUACCGACUCCUCACCCCUGAGAAGAACACCCGAAACCCCUGGUUCAAUGAAUACUGGGAACAGGAGUUUGGGUGUGUGGGAUCAGAUUGUGAGUCAAAUUCUGGUCUGCUACCUGUCGUGCCCUACUUAACAAUACCAUCAACUCCAAGGGUCGUGCAGGCCACCUUCUCCUUUGGUGCAGCCCUCACGCAGCUCAUAAGUCACCUCUGUCCUCAACAUGGUGGUGCAAUGUGCCCAGGGUUACCAAAGUGGCGCCAGAGGACAGUGUUCAACGAGUUCCUCCGCAACACUGAGGUCUCGCGGGUGGACAAACCCUCCGAGUACUUCCAGUUUACAGAGAACUUCCACGGCAAUGCCCCACUUGAGGUAUACAGCCUUAUGAGACACUCGGAUCACAGACCAGUCAAGUAUAAAUAUGAGAAGGUUGGUAGGUAUGUAGACAGUGGACUCACCCUCGGGAAUGCCAUGGUGGAGUAUCACAAUGGCUCCCUCACCCGCAUGGACCAGCUGCCCUCCUCAUGUGUGACUGGAUGCUCCUGUAACCAUCGCGAAACAGACUACGUCUUCAUCGAUUCACCAGACAAGUUGUAUGUUGUGGCGACCUUCAAUGUCCACCAGAAGGGUGACCGACCACUUGAGUGUGGCAGCUUAAAUGGUGACAAGGGCAUCCAGAGUGUGGAAGCAUUGUUAUGGUCUCUGGAGCGUCUCAACUCCGACCCUAAGAUCCUUCCUGGAGUGACUCUGGGAGCCAUCAUCCUGGACGCCUGCACCAGCAAGGAGAAAGUGGUGCGGGACCUGACCAACUUCCUCACUGGUCGUAUUCCUGAGAGGAUGAGGAAGAAGGUGCCGUCUUCAAAUAACAUCGUCGGGUUAAUCGCUGGUGGUACUGGAGAGGAGGUGCGUCAGGUGAUAGAUGUGACACAACCUUACGGCAUCACCACCAUCGCCACGCAGGCCUCCAACAGUGCAUAUUCCAACACACGCCGUUUCCCUGUGCUCUUACGUCUAGCACCCCCCAAUGAUGUUGUGGGAGGAGCCAUCGCAUCCCUACUGCUGUACUGGAGGUGGGAGGUAUUCAGCGUCGUGUACUCUGAUGGCGGCACAGCUGGGGACAUCCACAAACACCUCCUGCGAGAAACAGAACCCCACAAUCUGAAGGCCGCCGUAGCUGAGCCAGUGCCUCUCAAGGUUGACCAGAUAGACUACAUGAUGGGUGUGUGGAGCAAACUAGCCGAGGCAGCACAACAGGGUGCCCGGGCAGUUGUCCUGCUGUUGGAGCCACACCAUGCUGCACUGUUCCUCCAGGCAGCAGCCAGGCUCCGUACAGAAGGUCUCUUGCAUACUGGCGAUUUUGUGUUCAUUAUGGCCGAGUCUCCCCUGCCAUUCAUACAACAUGAGAGUGAGGCGUUGGGCAUGGUAGUGGUGCAGCCGAUCAGUGGUGCUGUACAGGGGUUCCAGACUUAUAUCAAGGGCCUGUCACUAGCCAACCACACUGCCUACCCCUGGUUUCAUGAAUUCUGGGCGGAGUUAUUUAAGUGCCAAGGUGCCGGAUGCUUCACUGGAGCAGCACGAGAUCUUUCGGGCUACAAAUUCCGCCAGGUUGAAGAUGUUGUGAGCAUCAUAAAUGGAUUAUCUCUUCUCGGCCAGGGACUCGACAGGUGGCGAAGGGAGGCAUGUCCAGAUCAGCCCAGUGACUCGUGUGAUGAGAUGACAUCAGAUUCCCACUACAGGGACAAGAUGUUCCACUAUACUCGCUCACUCAACAAGCAGGGUGUGGAUGGACGAACAGUUGCCUUCACUGUUGAUGGUCACAACCGCGCCGCCACCCUUCAGGUGCUAAACUUCCGCCGUGUUGGUGCUCGUCGAGGUGCUGGGCUGCUGCGAGUGGGCGUCUACAAUGAGGAGGAUGGGCUGGCUCUUAACGGCUCUCUGGUGGUUACGUAUGAUGCUGAAGGGCAAGAGAGGGCCAUGACGGAGGUCAAGUCACAGUGCAUUGACUACCAGGCCUGUGGAGACGUUGCUGUUGUGGCUAAACCUGUCAAGAAGAAGACAUACUAUUUACAGAUGUUCCCCAAACAGAGGUUUGGCAUCAGUGGGUUGGUUCCUUACCACCUCAAGGGUCAGACCUUCUUCUCCUGUGGUGCAUUUUACAGUGAAGGAAUCUUCCAGAAUGUUGCUGCAAUAGCUUAUGCUCUGAGCAAGAUUAACAGCAAUGAUGUAGGUGUGGGCCUGGGAGCCAUAUUGUUUGACUACUGUGACAGGAUAGAGAGAGCCAGAGAGAGGUUCUUCAGCUUCUUCUCGGGUGAGGCAUCAGAGAGUGACGACAACAUCCUGCUGGGGCCCAACAGGAUAGUGGCGUCCAUCACAUUUGAAGACGAUGCCGCCGAGGCAGUGUCCAACAUCCUCUCCUCAAACUAUAUCCCUCACUUCAGUUCUCCUGUGGGGGGACGGAAACUCUCAGACCGAGAGGACCAGACCAUCCUCACCAGUGUGCCCUCCAGAACAGCUGAACUGCGAACCAUCUUAAGUAUCAUGAAAUCGUACAAGUGGAUGUUCAUUAGUGUUAUUUACGAUAACGAUGACAAGGGUAAGUUCCUUAUGGAGACUUUCAGAAAGUUUGCCCUGAAGGAAGACAUCUGUAUUGGGGACUCUCUCGGUGCCCCGAAGCGAGUGUCGGAAGAAUACGCCCGGGAGUUGGUGGAGACGCUGGCUGUGUCAUGGAAGCCCAGGAUUAUUGUCUUGUUAAUGGAUGCUGCUGAUAACAUUAGAACACUACUGAAGGUCUCUGAGAUGCUUGGUGCAGGCGAGAAGUUCACCUUCAUUGCUGGAAGUGCCUGGGGAAACAAGCCAAGUGUGACUAAAGACUUGGACAGGAUAUCUGCUGGAGCUCUUACAUUCACAAUGGAAACUUAUGAUCUUCCAGAUUUUAGGGCUUAUGUUGCGAACUUGACCCUGCAGAGCCAUGAACCUUUCCCAGACGAGUGGUUUGAAGAAUAUUUCCAGAAUAAGUUUGAGUGCAGACUGUCGUCGAGUGGAAGAGUGCAACGGCAGUAUGUGACAGAGUGUCUGGGGACUGAACGGGUACACGCCGAUGAUAUCGUACAAGAUCCCUACGUGUUCCACACCAUCCUGAGUAUCAAUGCCAUAGCUCAUGGCCUGGACUCGUAUAUCACUAAACAGUGUGUAGAAGCUGAGACAAUAGACGACUGUAAUAUUGUGCAAGCUGAGCUUUUGUUAGAAAUUUUGCAACAGAGUGAAUUGACAUUAAACAACACGAGCGCCCCAAACUCCUACGACCAGGCUGAUGUGUAUGGUUAUCACAUUUGGAAUUACAGAAAAUUAGGAAGGGAAUACGGAUAUGUAAGUGUUGGGAAAUGGGAGAACAGUGUAAUACAUUUAGAAAAACCAAGCAUAGAGUUCAAAAUAGGAACCUUUGCACCAGACUCUCACUGUAGUGAAGGAGUAUGCCUUGAGGUGUGUUCCUCACAGUCAACAGUCUAUGCGGCCAUGGCUCUGCCCGAACCUCUCCCAAUAGACAGCAACUUUUAUAACGUUUAUGGUAUUGCCACUGGCAUACUCAGCCUACUAGGGAUUGUUGUUAUCUUGAUAACAAUGGUAUACUUCAUGAUGUCCUUCCCGACAGCAGCAGGAACAUCAGUGCUAGGAUACUUGAUACUCAUAGGCUGCCUCAUGCUUUAUGCUGUAAAUUUUGCCUUCAUCUUUCAGCCAACAGUUGGCACCUGUGCAGUAAGAAGGUUCCUCAUGGGUGUAGCAUAUGCCAUAGUCUUUGCUGCCAUGCUGGUCAAAGUCAUCCAUACCUGGCGAGUUACAACCUACACUCGGGCCAACGGCGACCCAGACACCUUGGGCAAACCUGGUGGACUGUUACUGCUUUCGUUGGCAUUAGUGUUAGUACAGAUCAUCCUCGGGGCAGCCUGGCUCAUCCUAUAUCCACCUGGCAUUGACUUGGCUGGAUCGACUUGGAGAUGUACUCCAACUGAACAAUUUGAGGUAGAGUUGGUCAUCUCCCUUGUGUACGUGAUGGUUCUUAUUUCUGCCACCAUCAUCUUCUGCCUUGAAACUUGGCACGCCGACGAAAACUCAAGAGAGACGAGAUGGAUACUGUUAGCCUCCCUCGCCACAAGCAUCACCUGGUGUGUGUGGACAGUGGUGGCAACGCAGGCGCCCGUGCACUUCAGGGAUCCAUCCAUCGUCAUAGGGAACUUGGUGUCUGCCACAGCUGUCAUGCUGUUCCUUUAUGCCCGUAAAAUGUAUUUAUACAGUCAGCUGAACAGGGACGUGAAGGACCUGGAGAUGAGGUCUCACUACACUGCUGCCACCUCCCUCUACAAUGCCUCUCUUAAUGCUCACACGCAGAAGUUGGCAGAGAACUUGCCGAGGUCUCCAGGUCUGGACAUGUCUGCAGGGAUGCCUGGGCGACAGUUUGUGGGUGAUCAGGAGGUGAGUUUCCGUACAGUGACCCUCCCGCCGGAAACGCCACAGAGCCGCUCCUCCCGCCACUCCACCACGCCCUCCAGACGCUCCCUCCGUCUCUCCCUCUCCGAUGACCUACCCGAGGACCUCACCUUUGACGUCUUUGAAUCCUCGGAGGAGGAGUUCCCUGUUGAUGCCCACCGCCUUAGUGAUGACAAUGAGGAGGUGGAGGGUGCGGUGGGUGGGGAGUCCUCCAGUAGCGGCAGGAAUGGCACCUCGUCAGAACGUGAUCGACUCCCCUCUAUCCGCCGCGUGGGCUCCAGACAGAUGCUGGUGUUCCUCACUGAUGGUAACACAAUAGGUGAUGUGUCGAGAAUAUAAAGCACUACUUUCUUUGGGGUAAUAUAGAAGUACAGUACUGGUAUGUAUAAUUUUGCAAUAUUUAUCGACAAACUGCCUUAAAGUAACUACUCAGUCCACGUGUAUGUCAUUGUGUCAGGAUUUUGAGUGUUCAAGUCUACUUAACUGUGAUGCCUUUAACUCUGGUACACCUCACAUACAGUAAAGUGUAGGAAACCCUCUUUGGCAUGAACUCCUCCUCCUGGAUUGUAUUGUAUGGAAUCUUGCAUAUUCUUAUUUUUGUUGAAGAGAGGAAGUCUGUGAUCUUUUUAAAUACUCCCUUGUUCCUGAUCAGUUCAUUCUUCAUGGGUCUAAUGUUAGUACCGUACAGGAGGAAACUGGAGGCGAGUACCCAGAAACAACCUGCCAUAUUGAGUAGUGUCACACUGGACAACACCCUUCUGGCCUUCUCACAUCCGACACUUGUUGGAAAUGACAAGUAGGUGUGCACUUGGCUGUCUGAAUUUCGUCAGUGAAUUAUUAAUAUAAACUUCCUUUGGGACAUUAAAAGUUAGCAUUUAUAACCUCAGCGCAGUAAUGGUAACUGAAAGAAUCUGGGUUAAUAAGUGAUCACUAAGUCUUGAACAAUUAUUGUUAACAGUCUUGUAUGACCAGUCCAAUUUAUCAGUAAUAUGUCAGAGUUGGUUUUAGAACAUUUACAAGGUAUCAUAUUGGCUUGUCAUAUGUGAUAUCUAUUUUUAAGCCUUUAAGUUGUUCAAUGAUAUUCUAUAUGUAUCAGGGUUUUUCUAUAGAAUAAUAGAGCAGCCACACUUGGACUUUCCCUGACGUUUGAAUUUCUGCCCAUAUUCUUAGGUAUUAUGGACCUACUUAAAAAUCCUGUCAUUUUCUUAUUUUAAGAAACAGUUCUGUCUUGACAAACUGUGACUGAAGAUCAUUCACUUGCCACCAGCAGCAUCAAGAAUAAAAUAAUAAGCAUUC